This is a messenger RNA of Striga asiatica, 1262 nucleotides long. The record is from the annotation of a GenBank genome assembly. NCBI's taxonomy places the organism in Eukaryota, Viridiplantae, Streptophyta, Magnoliopsida, Lamiales, Orobanchaceae.
CAUGAAUGGCGAGAAAAAGGAAAAUGUGUUCUUGACCGGCUUAUAUCACGAACAUCAAACACUGCGGUUAGGAGAAUAUUUGUUGCAGAUCGUUUGGCAAAUUUAGAUAAUUAAAAAAGAAAAGAAAAGAACGAUAAGUGGGAUAAUAAAUGGGUCCUGGCGCUAACACUACAGCAUGUCAAGGUAAAUCGAACGGUUUCCAUAAAGAAAACGAGAAACUGUCGAAUUAUGAGAAAAUAAUCGAGGAGGAACGUGCGGACACUAUCCAGCCGACACUGUCACGGCCUCCUCUGAUGCGCCAUUGCAUCAGCCAAGCAUCGUUAGCCAAUUCGUAUCUAGCGGGAUGUCCUAUAGAAAAUAAUGGUGUGAAGUCUUCACCGGGCAAGGAUUCCGAAUAUUCACCAAUAUUUCGUUCAGGAAGUUGUUCCGAGAUGGGUCCAAAGCCAUACAUGGAGGAUGAGUUCAUAUGCGUUGAUAACCUCUCCGAACAUCUUGGCUCAUCCGCCAAUGGUUUCCCUUCUCCCGGUGCAUUUUAUGGGGUGUUCGACGGUCAUGGAGGCACAGAUGCCGCUUCUUUCACCAAGAAGAACAUCUUGAAUUUUAUCGUUGAGGAUUUUGACUUUCCACAUGGGAUGAAAAGAUCCCUAAAGAACGCUUUUGUGAAAGCCGAUCAUGCGCUCGCAGACGCCAAGAAUCUCGAUCGAUCGUCUGGGACCACUGCUCUCACUGCCCUCAUGCUUGGAAGUAUUCUUAAAUGUGUGUGGCACCAGCUAUCCAAGGACCACAAGCCCGAGUGCACGUCCGAGCGUGCCCGGAUCGAGAAGCUCGGCGGGGUGAUCUACGACGGGUACCUCAACGGGCAGCUGUCGGUGGCGCGUGCCAUCGGGGACUGGCACAUGAAGGGUGCCAAGGGGUCGAGCUGCCCGUUGAGCUCCGAGCCAGAAGUGGCCGAGGUGGUGCUCGGGGAGGACGACGAGUUCCUCAUAAUAGGGUGCGACGGUGUGUGGGACGUGAUGAGCAGCCAGUAUGCGGUCACCGUGGUGAGACGGGAGCUCAUGGCGCACAACGACCCGGCCGCGUGCUCACGCUCGCUAGUGCGGGAAGCCUUACGGCGCAACACGUGUGAUAACCUCACGGUGGUGGUAGUGUGCUUCUCGAGGGACCCGCCGCCGAGGAUAGAGGUGCCCACCAGGUCGCACAAGCGACGGAGUAUAUCGGCCGAGGGGCUUGACUUGCUCAAGGGCGUCCUGGCCGAUGCGUGA